AUGGGCCUCGCCGACUCCGGCGCGAACUUCGUGUGGGUGGUUAGGGACAAGAACGCAUCGCCGCCGCUCCCGAACAUCGACGACACGGCGCCAGGCCACGGGCUGGUGGUCAGGGGGUGGGCCUCGCAGGUGGCUGUGCUGCGGCACGCGGCGGUGGGCGCGUUCAUGACACACUGCGGGUGGGGCGUGGUGACCGAGGCGGCGGGCGUCCCGGUGCUAGCGUGGUUGGUGUUCGCGGAGCAGUUCUACAACGAGGUGCUGGUGGUGUGGCUCACGGGCACGGGCGUCUCCAUGGGCGCGGAGAGGGGGUACGUGUGGGGAGGCGAGGCGCUGGGCGGGGUGGUGGGCAGGGAGGCAGUGGGCUGA
Sorghum bicolor (sorghum) is the source of this 366-nucleotide messenger RNA. Its product is annotated as anthocyanidin 3-O-glucosyltransferase 4-like. Gene Ontology annotation, molecular function: UDP-glycosyltransferase activity. The record is from RefSeq and is a predicted model, not a curated record. Lineage: Eukaryota; Viridiplantae; Streptophyta; Magnoliopsida; Poales; Poaceae.